AUGAAUAAAGCGGAGGCCGAAUCUCUCGCAGCAAUGGAUCAAGGCAGGAUUGAUACCGAGAUUGUUUCUACACUGCGAGUAAUUCAAACGGAGAAGGCUGUCGCAGGCAAGAAGUUUGUUAAGGAUAGAAGUCAACUAUCAGUGACAUACAGACCUGAUCAAAAACACCGCAAUGGUCUUUUCAAUACGAGCAGUCCGGCGUUAUCUAGAUCUUUGAAGGAUUUUGGUCAGAUUAUGCUCACAACAAAUCUACGUAAGAACAUAUGGUUCGAAGCAGCACAGCAAAGUUUUAAGCCGUCAUCGUAUAAAUAUUAUCAGUUGGAGAAGGCUAAAAAUGCUACUACUAUGCUGAAAGCAUGA
Molecule: messenger RNA, 360 nt
Organism: Sphaeroforma arctica JP610
Lineage: Eukaryota; Ichthyosporea; Ichthyophonida
Exons: 1
Coding region: 1-360 (119 amino acids)
Source: RefSeq, a predicted model, not a curated record